AUUGUCAAUAUUGUUGUUGUGAUUGUGAAUACUGGAAAACUAAAAUCGCAUGAAAGAAUUUUGAUUACAUUGUAUUAGGUUCCGCCCGCUACUCCUGUUUGCGGGAUUAGAUAAAAACAAAAUAAGAUUUCAGUUAAAUAUGGAAAAUAAAUCGAAUACUAAAAUGCGUAGAAUUUGCUUAGAAGAUGGAGCCUUGUAUUCAAUUUUUGAUAAUUAUGACCAUAACAUCCAAUAUCUGAUUUCAACUUGCAUGUUAACAUAACUGUAGAAAUAUACUUAGAAAGAUAUACUUCAAGCAUCAAACAUGUAAAAAUUGCAACAAAGCUUUAGACAUACUUUACGAUUUCAUAAAUGAAUUUAAAUAGAGUAGCAAGACAAGAAAAGUUACUUGAUAUUAAAAUCGAAAACAACACAAAGGGUAAUAAUAACUCACAUAUUGAUACAACUAUAAAAGUGGAGUCUUCAAAUCUUCAGGAUGUAGAUAAUAUAAAAACAUCAGUAACAACACAAUCUAAGACUAGAAAAAAGAGUAAAAGAAAAAAAGUUAUAAAAAAAGUGUGUAAGAAACAACUGAAAACAUAUUGUGGUGGAGAAAAAAUAAGUAAAAUAGCAUCUUCGAUUUUGGAGGGAGAAUUCACAUGGAAUGGAGAACAAUGGUGUUUAAAUAAAAACAAAACUGCUCAAACUCAUAAAACUAAUAAAAAACUGGUGACAGGAAAAAAACCAUCCAAGGAACAAGAAACACAAGGUCCUAAACUUUGUGAUCUCUGCGGAGAAGUGGUUGAACAUGAAUUUAAACUAAUUGCACACAAGAAAAGGGUCCAUUACAGCAUUCCUGUUAAGUGCCCCCACUGUUCACUGACUUGUUCCUCCCAAUAUUACUUAAAAUGUCAUAUUGAAAGAAAACAUAGGGAUAACAAGAACUAUCAAUGCAGUACUUGUGGCAUAAGAUUUGCAUUCAUUAAGGAUUUACAAGUGCAUAUUAAAUAUGUCCAUGAGAAAAAAUAUAGAAGACAAGUAUUAUUAACUUGUAACAUAUGUGAUAAAGCUUAUAAGUGUAUGCAAUCACUUACAAUACAUAAGCGAUCAGCUCAUACAGGGGAGCGACCAGAUGUAUGUUCAGUUUGUGGUGCCGGUUUCUACCACGCCGUCUACUUGAAGGAGCAUAUGAGAGUCCAUACAGGAGAAACUCCAUACAAAUGUCCCAUUUGUGACCGAGGUUACACUCAGCGAGGGAAUAUGAGAAAUCACCUUCGGAGCCACAAGAAGUCUGAGUUGGAUGCUGAUACAUUAAGCCAAAUAAGGCCAAUAUUUCUUAAAUUUCUUGCAGCCUAAAUAGAAUUAUAAUUAUGUAAUAUUUAUUAAAUACUGUUGAUGAUUUUUAAUUAUUUUGUAUUGUUGAUUUUUAGUCUAUUUAGUUUUCACAUAAAAAUGUCAUAAAAAGUUUGACAAGAGCCAAGUUCACGGAUCACUUCAAGCGAUGAAUUACUAAAAAUAGUCUUUUGUUAAGUAUUUAUAUUAUUUUUGUGUUAA
This is a messenger RNA of Papilio polytes (common Mormon), 1533 nucleotides long. Its product is annotated as myoneurin-like. Bases 352 to 1335 code for a protein of 327 amino acids. NCBI's taxonomy places the organism in Eukaryota, Metazoa, Arthropoda, Insecta, Lepidoptera, Papilionidae. Gene Ontology annotation, biological process: regulation of cytokine production; negative regulation of transcription by RNA polymerase II; regulation of immune system process. The record is from RefSeq and is a predicted model, not a curated record. The transcript is spliced from 5 exons.